CCCUUGACUGUAGUUUUGAAGGGUCCCUUGAGCUUGGGUGUGGCUAAAAAACCUCAAAAGCUCGAGCUUGGCUGCUUCGUACGAGCAUUUCACACUUGCAGGAGUCGACCAGGCUCCAUUAUAACUCUCUCGUUACCGGAACACCACUGAGAAGAAAGAAUCUUAACCCUUUCUUAGCAUCUCGUUUCGCAGAUCCUCCGACAUUGCAAGUAACAAAACCCUAAUGCUGCAGCAGCAUCAACACCACCUCCAGUCCGCCGCUACGGCGGCACCGCCACUUCCACCUCCGGCGACGUCAACACCUCCAUCAUCAACCGCCGGGGAGGCGCCACCGAAGCAGGUGGCACUAGCGAUGGACAGACUCGGACACGCCGCUAGACUCAUCGCCGACAUCCGUCUAGGUGCCGAUCGACUUCUGGAAGCCCUAUUUGUGGCCGCGCAGCCGCAUCAAAGCUCCAAACCUCUCCACUUGUUCCGCCAAGAAGAUGACUCCAUGCGCCAACACCUCCAAGACCUCCGCACUAUUGGAAGGCAGCUGGAGGAAUCUGGAGUGUUAAAUGAGUCACUUAGGUCAAGGAGUAAUUCUUGGGGUUUGCAUAUGCCAUUAGUCUGUCCUGAUGGUGCCGUGGUGGCUUACGCUUGGAAACGACAGCUUGCUGGCCAGGCUGGUGCAUCUGCUGUUGACCGGACAAGGCUUGCUCUCAAAGCCUUCACAGACCAGAAAAGGCGAUUUUUUCCUCACCUUGACGAUGAACAAAAUGGUCAGGGUACUGAUUCUGUGUCAAAGAAACACCGCAGUUCACAAGCUCUGCUGGAAGAUAACCAAGAUAAUCUUAGCGAUUGCAAAACAUUAUCAGAUGUUCUGACAAGUUUGGAGAAAGACAUGCCAAAUUUGAAAGUUUUGACUUAUGAGAGACUGGACUGGUUGAAAAGAGCUUCUUCAUUGCCUGCUUCGGCAAAUGAUAAUACCAUGGAAGUCCCAAAACAUAAUUUUCACAGCUCAAGUAUACUCAGACCAGGACCCCAGAAUGUUGUUUCUAUGGAUAAGGUUGCUGUAAUUGAGCUGUUGUUUCCUUCCGUCUUCAGAGCUGUAGUAUCGUUACAUCCAGCUGGUUCUACUGAUCCAGAUUCAGUGGCUUUCUUUUCUCCAGAUGAGGGUGGCAGCUACAUACAUGCUAGAGGUUCUUCAGUCUAUCAUGUAUAUAGGCACAUCACGGAGCAUGCUGCUGUCGCCCUCCAGUAUUUUCUUGGAAUCAGAAGUGAAACAGCACUCCAUUCUCUUUUGCACUGGAUCUGCAGCUAUCGAAGUUUAUUUACUGACAUCUGCAGCAAAUGUGGACGGCUACUGGCAAUGGAAAAGCAAUCGGCUUUGCUCUUACCUCCAGUCCAUCAUCCUUAUCGGACAUUUUCUCCGUCAAAAGCUUCGUCGACGCAAGCAAUUGCCUCAACAGGAGAUCAAAGUUGUAGUGCCCCCAGAGCUUAUCAUAUUGGUUGCUUUUCGGAUGAAGCAUAGUGUGAUUAAUGAGGCAAGGUGUGACAGCGGAGCUAGGAAAUAGAAAGAUUGAAUUAAGUAGUGACGAAAAGAGAUUGUCUUGACUCCUAGGUUUGUCAUCUGUUUUGUGUUGGUAUGUAUUAAUUUAUUUAUUUUACGGUUCAGCCUUGGCUCCUGUUUGUGGUUGUUGAUCUGGAAAGUUUGUAUCGUGCGGUUUGUUGUAGUUUAAUUUAAACAAGAAGAGUUAUUGGUUAAAUCCACCAUAAGAGUCAUGUAUGUAAAACCAUAAUUUGUAAAAAGACAAGGAAAUAAAGGAAUGAUAA
Theobroma umbraticum is the source of this 1815-nucleotide messenger RNA. Its product is annotated as mediator of RNA polymerase II transcription subunit. Gene Ontology annotation, molecular function: transcription coactivator activity. Gene Ontology annotation, biological process: regulation of transcription by RNA polymerase II. The record is from RefSeq and is a predicted model, not a curated record. Lineage: Eukaryota; Viridiplantae; Streptophyta; Magnoliopsida; Malvales; Malvaceae. Gene Ontology annotation, cellular component: mediator complex.